Messenger RNA from Melanaphis sacchari, 1462 nucleotides. RefSeq names its product pleckstrin homology domain-containing family G member 1-like. The record is from RefSeq and is a predicted model, not a curated record. Gene Ontology annotation, molecular function: guanyl-nucleotide exchange factor activity. The coding region runs from base 253 to 1377 and encodes 374 amino acids. The transcript is spliced from 10 exons. Lineage: Eukaryota; Metazoa; Arthropoda; Insecta; Hemiptera; Aphididae.
AUGGCGCUCAUGAGGACGUCAUACUAUUUUUAUCCGCAUGUGGCUUAUUAACGUACCGUAUGAGACAUCAAUUUAAAGGUUCAGUUGUUUUAGUUUUAUGUUUUUAACUUAAACAUUAAAGUGAAAUGGCCUAUUAUCAAACUUAAAGUGAAUUUAUCUAAAUAUUAUUAAGAUAAGAAUAUAGUGAACCUUAUGGGUUUCUUAUAUAGCCGUCAACCGGAUACAAUUACCGCCUCGGUGAAAGACGAUUGAAUGUUACUGUCACCAUCGGAGUGUUUGCGAAUCGCAAGGAUCAUUGGUUAUAAAUUACAGAUUUUGACACUGGAUUCGGUAUUGUGGGUAUUUAGCAAAAUGAAUGAUAAUUAUUGUGAUAUAAUUAAUAAAAAGAAUUUGGUGAUAACUGAGAUUUUAGAAACCGAAGAAUCAUAUGUAAAUCAUUUGAAAGAAAUAGUAGAGGAGUAUUUAGAAUAUUGGAAGCAUAAGCAAAUAUUGUCAAAAGAGCAUUGCAAUCAAUUAUUCGGAAAUAUCACGGAAAUUUAUGAAUUUUCAAGAAUAUUUUUAAACGAAUUAGCAUUGGCCAAUAAUAACGUACCACAAAUUGCUCACUGUUUUUUGAAUAAUCAUCUUGGGUUUAUUAUUUACUCAACAUACUGUAUUAAUUUCCAAAAUUCUGAUGCCAUAAUAUCAAAAAUAAUGCAAAAUCGACAGUCAACCAACAUCAUAUAUCAAAGGCAAAAAGAAUUAGGACAUCGUCUUCCACUUGGAUCUUAUCUAGUACUGCCCAUACAGCGUAUUUUAAGAUAUCAUUUAUUACUUAAGAAAUUAGCUGCAUAUACAUCGUGUAACGAAACUGAUCAUUCUUUAGUCGUAAAAGCUCAUGAUAAAAUGGUUAUUCUAGCUAAAAUUAUUGAUGAGACAAAAAAUAAAUAUGAAAAAGAAGGCCGCAUUAAGGAUAUACGAUUGAUGAUUAAACAUUUGAAGGAUAAAACAAAUGUCGAUCUAUCUAACAAUUGUUUUGAAUUACAUGCCGAAGGCGAUUUAAUGAUCGCGGGAACGAAGAAGAAACUACAUGUGAUUAUAUUGAACAAUAUGUUAUUGAUCGUCAAAGAACAAAAAUGUGGACUGUUGGAAUACAAAACUCAUAUAAAGAGCCGAAACUUUACUGUGAUUGAACAUGUGAAAGGGAAUCCACUAAGUUUUCGUUUAGUAUCUAACACGGGAUCUAAACAUUCAUUUACAUUGCAAGCGACUUUAGUGGAGGAAAAGAUAUUUUGGGUUAAGAUGCUAAACAAUAUUAAAAAAGACACUUCAGAGUUCUCAAGCGUUAGCUUUGCUGAAUUAAUGGCCAAAUAUUUCUAUAUACCAAGAGGUAUUUAACUAAUUAGUUCUAAAUAGCUAUUGCCUAUUACUAAAAAUAGUCUUUAAUUAAUUAUUAAGAGUUAGGUAUUUGUUAGUUGUUAUA